Messenger RNA from Wyeomyia smithii (pitcher-plant mosquito), 1087 nucleotides. RefSeq names its product ORM1-like protein (gene ORMDL). The coding region runs from base 90 to 548 and encodes 152 amino acids. Lineage: Eukaryota; Metazoa; Arthropoda; Insecta; Diptera; Culicidae. Gene Ontology annotation, biological process: negative regulation of ceramide biosynthetic process; intracellular sphingolipid homeostasis; ceramide metabolic process. The record is from RefSeq and is a predicted model, not a curated record. Gene Ontology annotation, cellular component: endoplasmic reticulum membrane. The transcript has 3 exons.
UCGUGCAAUCAAAACAAAGAUACGUCAACCAAAACAUCGAGAACGUCUCAUCAGUUGUGAUUUUAGUGCGUUUUGCUUAAAUUUUCACAAUGAUUGCCGGUGGUCACGGUGAUCCAAAUCCCAACAGCUCGUGGAUGGAUUCCCGAGGUCUAUGGCUGGCCUACAUUCUUGGCGUUACCAUCUUCCAUAUAGUAAUUCUGGCGGUGCCGUUUAUUGACGUUCCAUUUGCUUGGACUAUCACAAAUAUUACGCAUAAUUUGGCUCAUCUUUACUUUUUGCAUUCGAUUAAGGGCGCUCCGUGGAUGAGCAUAGAUACCGGAGAUUCUCGAAAAUACACGCACUGGGAACAAAUCAAUCAUGGUGAACAGUUUACAACGACGAAAAAGUUUCUCACAGCGGCUCCAAUAAUACUUUUUUUGCUAACUUGCCUGUAUACUCGGAACGACAUCGAUCACUUUAUUGGGAACCUUAUUUCAUUGGUUGUGGUUCUAAUACCUAAGCUACCGCAGUUCCACGGGGUACGACUGUUCGGAAUAAAUAAGUACUAAAUAAACACCUGACUGUUUACUACUGUGCAAAAUUCGGAUUCAGAUAGCAGCUAUUGCUGCAUAGGAUGUACGCAAAAUGCUACUAUGAUAUUUCUCGCAAUCAUAUUAGCUAAAAUGUGAAGCGUACAACGGUGAUCGUAAUUUUUGUGUAAUAUACAUUUUGAUAGCUGAAAGCGACUUGUGAAAUGAAACAUAAUACUGGGAGCGUAAGCAGUAUUCCUCAUGGAGUUACAAUGAACAAAUCUCAACAUGAUCUUUAACAAAAACAAUAAAUUAAUCCUUAAAAAUGUGGCAGCCCAACGUGCACGUGUUUAGGAGAACAGUUUGUGGAAAAUUUGCUAUCCAGAUUUUAACUAUGUACUCCUUAGUUUUCCAUUUUUAUUAGAAAAACAAUAUCAUCUCACUUGUACUAUAAUAUAGAUGAGUUCAAAAUAAAUCUCAGCUAUCCCCAGUCAUAACGUAUAGCCACAUGGAAAUGCUGCAAACAAUGAAGACUAUUAAUUCAUAAUACAUAAUAAAUGAAAGAAUGAAAUAACUCA